GAGCGAUCUGGUGGAACUUGCUUUGUUAACGCGGCUUUAAACCGCAGAUGAUGAAAACGCGCUGUCCACGAGACGGCAGCCGCUCGACAUGAUUUACGUGAUAUUAAUGUCCGCGUUGUCCGGGGCGGUCGUUACGUUGAUACUGCAGUUUCUGUUGAUAUACCGGAGGAGCCCCGAGCCCACGGGCAGGACAGUGCAGUAUGUCAACGUGGUGCCCGGGAACGCGCUGAAGGAUUACUUUAACACCCCCCAUGCCGAACCAGGCCAGCAGCAGGACGGCACGGCGUCGACCGUUACCGCACCGAAGCAGCAGGAGGCCGCCUCGGCGAGGCAGCAGGAAGCCCCCGUCACCGGCGGCAGCCCCAAACAACAGCCGCCACCGCCUUCCGACGGAGAGCCCACCGACGCCGACAGACCCGAAACGUGCAAUUUCCUAAACGCUAUAUUCCGGUUUCUCUUCCGGGAGCUCCGGGACACCCCCGCCGUGAGACACUGGCUCACCAAGAAGAUCAAGGUGGAGUUCGAGGAGCUGCUGCUGACCAAGACGGCGGGUCGCCUCCUGGAGGGUCUCAGUCUCCGGGACAUCUCCCUGGGCAAUUCUCUGCCCGUCUUUAAAACGGCCAAACUCAUGAAGCCGGUGCACCUGAACGAGGACGGCAUGUCCGAGGAGCUCAACUUCGAGGUGGACAUCGAAUACAAUGGCGGCUUCCACCUCGCCAUCGACGUGGAGCUGGUGUUCGGGAAGUCUGCCUACCUGUUCGUGAAGAUGCGGCGCGUGGUGGGCAAACUGAGGCUGCAGUUCACGCGCAUGCCCUUCUCCCAUUGGUCCUUCUCCUUCCUCGAGGACCCGCUGGUGGACUUCGAGGUGAAGUCCCAGUUCGAGGGGAGGCCGCUGCCUCAGCUCACCUCCAUCAUCGUGAACCAGCUGAAACGGGUGAUCAAAAAGAAGCACACCUUGCCCAACUACAAGAUCAGGUACAAGCCCUUCUUCCCGUUCCAAGUGCAGCCGCUGCUGGGCUCCGCUUGUGAUUUGGACCUGUCCAUCCAGGACAGCAGGCUGGUGGAAGGUCGACUCAAAGUCACUCUCAUUGAAUGUAGCAGACUGUUCAUCCUGGGCUCCUACGACAGAGAAACCUACGUCCACUGCACCCUGGAGCUGAGCAGCCACCAGUGGAAGGAGAAGACUCGCACCUCCAUCAAACGGACGGAGGUCAUCAAGGGGCCGUGUGGCAGCGUCGGGAUGACGUUCAGGCACGUUCCUGCCAGCGAGGGCGAUGCGGUGCAUGUCAGCAUUGAGACGGUGACGCCCAACUUUCCCGCGGCCUUGGCAGACCUGCAGAGGGGGGAUCGUCUCAUCGACAUCGGAGGUGUCAAAGUAACAUCCUCGGUUCAAGUGCCCAAACUGUUGAAGCAGGCUGGAGACCGGGUGGUGGUGCUUUACGAGAGACCUGUUCGUCACCAGACCACCUCCUCUUUUGGAAACCUCGGGACUCUUCAGGAGGGGUUCGGGCAGAUGGAGGAAACUGGUUUUAUUUCGCAGGCAGGCGGCUUUGAGGAAGACCCGGCCCCUAUCACCACCCUCUCUGACAUAUCCGACCACAAAGAAAUGGACUCUGAGUUUGAAGAGUUGAUUGUAGACUCCAAACCUAGCCAGAGUGGUGGCCCUAACAGCAGCCCCACAAAUACCAGUGACCCGAAGGAGGAUUCCCUACUUACUGUAAACCAAAGCCCCAAAAGGACUGUGGCCAACCUGGUCUCUAAGCCCCUCGGUACCAUAUCACCUAUCCUUAGCCGCAAGUUGAACCUGGUGGGUCUCCAGUCACCACUAAAGCCCCAGCCCAAAGAAUCACCAAAGCCCUCACCACAUAAAACCCAUAGUGAUCCAAUGGAGGGUCUGCAACGCCCCACUGUCCCUCCCCCACCGCCUCCGUCUCGCCCCCCAGUGCCACCAAGGCCGCAGAUACGGUUGACAUCGGCCUCCUCAGAAACCAGUCUUUUGGAAGGCAGUGAUUCUUUAACAACUACUAAUGCCCCUGUUGUUCCGACCGCGACGAACACCAUCAGCACUACGGAAAAGUCUCUCACUGGAGCCAAUGAAGAUAAGAUCGGCGCUGAGAAGAUAUGUGUCAAACCGGCUGAGGCGAAGCAGUCCACUCGGCCUGCAGAGUCCAGUGACGAGCUGCCAGUCCAUUCCACUGGGACCGGCAGCAACAAAGCGGAUCAAGCAAAGGACAAAAUGUCUGAGAGCUCCUGCAGAAUGCAGGAAAGUCUCGAGGACCGUUCCCUCUGGGAAUCCCCAGAAACCAUGUAUCGCAACCAGACGGCACACUGGCCCAAGGCCUCUGUCCUGUUUGAGGUGGAGGGCAACCAUAAGUACCUUAAUGUAGCUCUGUGGUGCAAAGAUCCCUUUAAGCUCGGCGGUUUGCUGUGCCUGGGUCACGUCAGCCUCCAGCUGGAGCAUAUAGCCCUGGAAUGUAUGGCCACAUCUUCAGCCGAGUACCAGAGCCCCUUUAGGGUGGGGCCUCCGGAGCCCAGAGCUAAUGUCAGUCGCACUGCGCUACGCAGCCUCAGCAGCCACAAGGGCUUCAAUGAGAUGCUGUGUUACGGAGACAUGACUCUGAACUUCUGCUACGCGGCCGAGGGUGACUUUGAGUGUUCGGGAGGGCUGGCCGAACGGGAGCGCCAGGAGAGCCUCCAGGAUGAGGAUCUGAGGGAGCGGGAGCAUGUCCCCGCCGCACAGCGUGACGACUUGGCCUACAGCUCCAUGCAGUUGGCGGAGCUCCGUCACAACUUCCAGGACACCCAGUUCCAGAACCCCACGUGGUGCGAAUACUGCAAGAAGAAAGUUUGGACCAAGGCGGCCUCUCAGUGUAUGACCUGCGCCUACGUUUGCCACAAGAAAUGCCAGGACAAGUGUCUCGCCGAAACUCCCUUCUGCGUGGCAGCAACCGAACGCCGUGGAGCUGACCCCGAAGCCAAAUCCACCAUCAACCGGGCCACCACUGGCCUCACGCGGCAUAUAAUCAACACCAGCUCCCGCCUGCUUAACCUCCGCCAGGUGCCCAAGACUCGGCCGGUCGAGCAGGUGGCCGACGCGGCGCCCGGAGCGGUGGAGCCCUCGCCCAAGCAAACACCCAACACUUCAGACAAUGAGAGCAGCGACACCGAGACCUACACGAGUGGCGCCAGCCCCUCCAAGCACCACGGCGGCAGUAGUAAACUGGUCCGGAGGGAAGGUGGGUUGGAUGACAGCGUGUUCAUCGCCGUGAAGGAGAUCGGCCGUGACCUGUACCGGGGGCUGCCCGCAGAUGAGCGCUCUCAGAAGCUGGAGUUGAUGCUGGACAAGCUCCAGCAGGAAAUCGACCAGGAGCUGGAGCACAACAACGCCCUGUUGCUGGAGGAGAGGGAGGCCGCGGAUGUCCGGCGCAAGGCCCUAAUUAGCACGGCCCUGGCCAAGUCCGGGGAGAGACUCCAGGCCCUCACCCUGCUGAUGAUCCACUACCGAGCGGGCAUCGAGGACCUGGAGUCGGUGGAGAGCGCCUCUCCCACGGAGCCGCAAGGCUUUAAAGGCAAAGGCGGAGACGGCUCGGAGGAAGAGGCCCUGGUGGGGACCGAGGUCUACGACAGUGACAUGUGCGGCCCCGCGGAGGCGCAGCUGCUGGAUGACAUUACGGAGGAGCAGAUCUGCGUGGAGGCGCUGCACUGAAUACGACGAGAAGGGAGGAAGAAGCGGAACGUGUGCUUCGACCUCCGAAGGAAAUUAUGUUCGUUAAAGGAGAUUAGGGAAUUCCAGCGGUCCAUUUAAGAUAUCGCAUAUGUCGGGGUCGGAUGCUUGAUUCACAGAUUUUCUUCUCUUUUAUUUCACGUGGAAAAAAAACGUCUGGGUAAAGGACUUCCGUCCCUAAGGAUUCAUGUUAUCGAUGUUUUGAUUUGCACAAUAUGAUGCCGUAUUCAUGCACUUGUUUUUGUUUUGUUUUUUAAGGGAAGCUUGCGAGAUUACACUUAUCUGCCCUCCUGCAUGUGUAUCCUCCAGUUGUGUUAAUCUGCGGCUUCAAAAUGUCAUUUGUAAGCAAUUAAAUCAGUUUGCUUUUCUUUCUACGAACAUGUACACAUUUCUGACCUUUGGGGAAGGAAAUGGUUUGAUAUUGCCUGUGAGUAUCACACCUAUAUGUGACAUAUUUGAGUCAAUGCCCGUGUGAAUACGACCAGGGAAAAGCCGGUCUAGACACGCACCGCCGACGAACGUGUCGUUUUAUUAAGCUGUUUGUUAUACAUAUCUUUUUUCGUUUUGAGCGUUUUUUAUACAGUAAUAUAUUUGGAUUCUCCCCGCUCAAUAACCUCUUGGAUUUCAGCAGCUGCAUAAUCAUUAGUGGAGUGAGUCUUAUAUAUAGUUUGCCUCUUUCUUUUGGUGUAUUUGUUCAUAUUGAUAAGGCCGAACAUGUUUGACUUGUGAGCCAUAUUUGUUUCUUUUCCCGAGGAGGUAAUUGUCCUGCGUUACAACUAAUCAAUUUCUUAACCAGUUCUUUUAUUAUGUCUCGCAAAGUCACAUUUUUGUUCAGAACACCCACAAACUUCUAAAACUCAACGACGGCACAUUGAUAACUGAUCACAACUUUUAUGGGGUUAAUGUGAGAAAUACAUAAUUGACUGUUUGGAUUAAUUUCUGAAUGAAUGUUACCCAGGAGCUCUCAUGACAUGAACACUCACAUCUAUUUCAUUGAUUUAGUGUGUGUGUGUGUUUGUGUGUAUGAAGACAAUUUCCAUGCUUCAAGAAGCUGUGAUGUAAUUGAAUGCAGAUUAUUUGCCUUCCUGAGUUGUUUUCAUGCCCAAAUGAAUGUAUGUUCAGCCCUUUCUGUGUUUUGUGUAUAUACAGUUGUUGGGCAAUGCCUUCCCCCAUUCCCUUGCUAAACAUCAAGAAUCAAUGUCGCCCGUUACAGUGUUUCUAUCAACUACAGCUACAGCUCCAAAAUGCUAUGCUGUUUAGAGCAGGGAGGAAAUAUCCUACUCUUACAUAUCUAAGGAAAAAUCCACCUUGGAACACUGAACAUGUAGAGAAUCAAUUUGGAGGUGAUGCCGUUUUAUUAAAUGACUUCUCACUGGGUUGUCCAAGGGCAUUUUGGGAAAGAUGAAGGCUUCAGAAUGCGAUACAUAUAUAUUGAUAUGUAAAUAUAUAGAUAUGUGUAUUUAUACAUAUGUGUGUAUAUAUAUAUAUAUUUAUUUAUAUAUAUUCAUGUAUUUUUAUAUUUUUAUAUAUAUGUAUUUAUAUAUACAUAUAUAUAUUUAUAUAUGUAUAAAUAUAUACAUAUAUAUAUUUAUAAAUAUAUUUAUAAAUAUAUAUAUUUAGAUAUAUAAAUAUAUUAAAAUAUAUAUAUAUAUAUAUAUAUGUAUGUAUUAUCUUGUUUCCUCAGCCCAAUUGACGGGGUUCCUCCGCCUGGUACCAGUACCGGGGGGGGCGAGGACUACGGUUUCUUGAUAAGUGGCUAGAUUUUUCCUUCGAUGUAACGAGACUCCCGAUGGACUCGUCCAAGCUAACGCAACUAGAGACGUAAUCCGUCAGACUCGGAAGCAAACGCACAUUUCCUGUUCUUUUCUACGAAAGAGACGUGUUGCCCAUGUGAAUAUUGGCUUGCCGGCUGCUAUACUUGUCAAUCUCUCUCUUGUCCCCUGUAUAUCAAGAUUUUUGUGCAAUAUUUUUGUAGGAAAUUAAGGUGAUGAUCAGGAAUGAAUCCCCAAUGUCUGUGACUUCUCUUGCUUUUUUUCUUUCUCUUUAAAAACACAUGUCCUGUGUGUGCCCAUCUGCCUGGUAGUGUGACCUGAGGGGGACCAAUGAGAACCCUCGGGCCUGAGAGGCGCUGCUUUUGCCGCUGCAUCCGUUUCUAUGUGCUCUUCCACAGAUCUCAUAAUCAAAUGCUUCUGCCCCCCCCCCCCCCUCUAACCUUUGAAACUGCACUUAAAAGACGACGGCCCACGGCUUUCAGCGGGGUCGAGAAAUGCCGUUUUUUUUCUUCUAUUUGUGUAACGUGAGGGAUGUGGCACACACUUUUCAAAAAAGGCUCGUGAUGACGCUUUAUUGUCCAUAAACCUAAAUAAACAAGCUCAAAUGAA
This is a messenger RNA of Pseudoliparis swirei, 6105 nucleotides long. It is a transcript of the gene pdzd8, whose product is annotated as PDZ domain containing 8. The transcript has 5 exons. The record is from RefSeq and is a predicted model, not a curated record. The coding region runs from base 89 to 3706 and encodes 1205 amino acids. NCBI's taxonomy places the organism in Eukaryota, Metazoa, Chordata, Actinopteri, Perciformes, Liparidae. Gene Ontology annotation, cellular component: mitochondria-associated endoplasmic reticulum membrane contact site. Gene Ontology annotation, biological process: mitochondrial calcium ion homeostasis. Gene Ontology annotation, molecular function: protein binding; lipid binding.